CUCGACAUGGGCCCAAAGAACAACUCAUCGGAUUCCAGGAAAACCGUGCCAUCCGGAUUCAACAACUGAGGGACACUUUGAACUUCUGUUCUAAGUCUGCUUUCAGUAUCUGACUGCUGUGGUAUGUUACAUAACUGGCGCACACAUUUGGCGUACAAAUAUCGACUGUUUGCAUGGCAUCCUCGAUUUCUGACUUUGCUAUUUGAAAUUAUUGGUUCUCUGUUUCUCUUCCCUUCUCCCUCUUAUAUUUUCUCCUGUCUCUUUUCACUGACUGCACAGUGCCAAAAAGACCAUUGUUUCAGAGUUUCCCAAGACCUGCCAUAUUUCCUCGGCAUCACUUCACGCUAACGACGCUUACAAUCUGUGACUAUUUGAAAUUCCCAGGCCCAAGCAAU
Molecule: messenger RNA, 395 nt
Organism: Aspergillus ruber CBS 135680
Lineage: Eukaryota; Fungi; Ascomycota; Eurotiomycetes; Eurotiales; Aspergillaceae
Exons: 1
Coding region: 124-348 (74 amino acids)
Source: RefSeq, a predicted model, not a curated record